UCUAGCAACAUAAAAGUGUUAACCUUAACCUUAGCUAGCUUACCUUUAUGUGGGGCCUGCAUGCCACCUGCCUGCAGAUUUUCAUCAAUAUAUAACACUAAUUCAUUGUCUCACUUUCUUGUUCCAUUGCAUAAACUUCCAAACUUUCCAUUUAAAUUAAACCUCAUAACUACCCUCAAAAGUCUUGAAUUCAAGCUUUAAGUUCGUUAUUUCACAACCAAACCCAAAGAAGAAAAUAUCUUUAUGGACCCAAUUAACCAUUUUGGGUUCUCCUACAACUCUCAUCAACACUUACCAAUUCGCAAGUUUUCACAGGCAGCCCGUGUUGAACACCACCAGUUCCAGUCAGAUGAUCCUUUAUCAUGGGACACCCCGCAUCAUCAUCUCGAUGAUGAUAAUGUGUAUCCUUAUGAUAUAACCGCUUCUGCAGAUUCCAUAGAGCAUCAAUUUGUGGAUACAUUCUUUAACAAUGAUCAUUACCAUGAUGUUGACUUUGACCUUGACCUUGACACUUUCUUGAUGCCUGACGACAACACAGAUGUUCCUAUGAUGAUCCAAGGGUCAGAACAUGAUCAUGAUCAGGAUCAAAUGAGGGUGAAUGGUGUAAAUGAUGGGCUGCAAUUGGUGCAUUUGUUACUGGCGUGUGCGGAGGCUGUGGGUUGCAGGGACACCCGAUUAGCCGAAUCGAUUCUUUCCAAAAUCUGGUGUUCAGCAAACCCUCUAGGCGAUUCGUUACAACGGGUAUCGUAUUAUUUCGCCACAGGUUUGAAAUCAAGAUUAUCUCUUCUGCAAACCAACAUCAAUCCAAACGGUACCGUUUCCAGAGGAGUAACCCUUCCUCCAGAGGUCACUCGAGAAGAAAGAAUCGAAGCUUUUGAAUUACUUCACCAAACCACACCAUACAUUGAGUUCGGAUUCAUGGCUGCAAAUGAGGCCAUCAUACAAGCGACUGACCCAUCGGUCCGUUUGCACAUUAUUGAUCUGGGAAUGGAUCACAUAUUGCAGUGGCGGUCCCUGAUAAGAACCCUAGCCUCAUGUUCAAGUUCAAGUUCAGCCAUGUGUCAAGAAGUCUCACCAAAACUCAUCCGGAUCACUGGUGUUUUAGGAGAUCGGGGUGAUAUAAUGGAGUUGGAAACCAAAACGGAGGCGUUGGUGGCGGAAGCGAAUACUCUCGGGAUUGAACUAGAGUUCCGCCUGAUAGCCGGACCGGCCACCUCGGAAAUGCUAACAAGGGAAAAUUUAAGUUUGAAAGAAGGUGAACCAUUGUUUGUGAACAGCAUGCUUCACAUGCAUACAUACGUGAAGGAAAGUAGAGGAUCACUGAAAACGAUACUUCAAUCGAUCAAGAAGUUAGGGCCCACAUUGUUAACGGUGGUGGAACAGGACGCAAACCAUAAUGGGCCGUUCUUUUUGGGCCGGUUUCUAGAAUCAUUGCAUUAUUACUCAGCUAUAUUUGACUCAUUGGAGGCUAGCAUGGGGAGAAACAGUAUUGAAAGGAUGAAGAUAGAGAGGAACCACUUUGCUGAGGAGAUAAGGAACAUAGUGGCGUAUGAGGGAACCGAGAGGGUGGAGCGGCAUGAGAGGGCGGAUCAGUGGCGGCGACAGCUAGCGAGAGCAGGGUUUCAGUUGGUGACCGGAAUGAAGGAUCACCAUGCAACUGUGAUGAAGAGUUUAAAGAGUGGUGAGGGGUAUACAGUCGGGAAUGAUCAGAAAGGGUAUGUGUUGCUUGGUUGGAAAGGGCGACCGAUAAUGCUUGCCGCUGCAUGGCAACCAAGCUCGCCACUCUCUUGAUAACCCGUCGCAUCCUUUUCAAUUUCUUUUGAUGAACACAUUACUCAUUUUUUAUGUGUUAAAGAUUAAUUAAUUACUUAAAACAGACAUGGAGGAUGUUUAAUCCAAUAAGUUGAUGGUUCUAAGGGUUAGAAUGAAAUAUCGUGUCACUGAAUAAACAGUCAUUUAUCAUUCAGGUCGAAAUCCAUAUAGGAUCGAUCACUCGGGCAUUUUAUUCAUUCAAGCACUGUUAUAUCAUUUUUCCUGUGCAGAUAACUUGAAUGACUUUGGUUCUGAUUUUGAA
Molecule: messenger RNA, 2074 nt
Organism: Helianthus annuus (common sunflower)
Lineage: Eukaryota; Viridiplantae; Streptophyta; Magnoliopsida; Asterales; Asteraceae
Product: GRAS family protein RAD1
Exons: 1
Coding region: 244-1791 (515 amino acids)
Biological process (GO): regulation of DNA-templated transcription
Cellular component (GO): nucleus
Molecular function (GO): DNA-binding transcription factor activity; sequence-specific DNA binding
Source: RefSeq, a predicted model, not a curated record